UCUGCCAGUGUGAAGUUUUCCCUGCUGGCAGAACACACAGUGAUCUCCUGUACUUUGGCUGCAGUCUCUAGUCAUCCCCUGUACUGUCCGCAGUCUCUGGUCAUCCCCUGUACUAUGUCUGCAGUCUCUGGUCAUCUCCUGUACUGUGCCUGCGGUCUCUGGUUAUCUCCUGUACUGUGUCCGCAGUCUCUGGUCAUCUCCUGUACUGUGUCCGCAGUCCCUGGUCAUCUCCUGUACUGUGUCCGCAGUCUCUGGUCAUCUCCUGUACUGUGUCCGCAGUCUCUGGUCACCUCCUGUACUGUGUCCGCAGUCUCUGGUCAUCUCCUGUACUGUGUCUGCAGUCUCUGGUCAUCUCCUGUACUGUGUCUGCAGUCUCUGGUCAUCUCCUGUACUGUGUCCGCAGUCUCUGGUCACCUCCUGUACUGUGUCCGCAGUCUCUGAUCAUCUCCUGUAUUAUGUCCACAGUCUCUGGUCAGCUCCUGUACUGUGUCCGCAGUCUCUGGUCAUCUCCUGUACUGUGUCCGCAGUCUCUGGUCAUCUCCUGUACUGUGUCCGCAGUCUCUGGUCAUCUCCUGUACUGUGUCUGCAGUCUCUGGUCAUCUCCUG
Messenger RNA from Staurois parvus, 606 nucleotides. The record is from the annotation of a GenBank genome assembly. Lineage: Eukaryota; Metazoa; Chordata; Amphibia; Anura; Ranidae.